AGCCCAUUGACGAUCGAUCAACGCAGCUACAGCAGCAGUGACUUAGAAAGUUGCCUUUGAAUAGCAUCAGCCAUCAUGUGGGAAGGGCUACGGAGGGGGGACUCCUUUUUCUUUUUUAAGGGAAAAUUGCUGCUCAAAUUGGAAAGGAACUCUAAAGGCCGCCCAGAGAAAUAGGCCCAACCUAUCAGUCUCUCAAACACCACACUCACAGCAACACAACAAACAAAAGAAAACAGAAAGAAGGCGGACGGGACGACACGACACGAGAGGAGUUCUUCACCGCCGAUAAUAAAAACGAUGUCGUAUAUGAGAGGAGAUUUGCUCGCCAAAACUCGUAAGCUCGUUAAAGGCUUUGCUAAAGCUGAGCCUGUUUGGCUUAAACCCAUGGAAAAGGCUCCACCUGCUACGUUUCCUCGCGCAGAGAAGAAGCUCAAGCCCAUAAGUCUGCCGGAGGAUACUUUUGUGAAUAAGUUUUUUCAAAAGCAUCCGGAUUCCAAGUUUGAAGAUGCUAUCAAAAUUUCUGGUUUCAAUCCACCUGCAGCUCGUGUAUUUGCUUGGAGAGUGCUUGAAUUGAAGGAGCAAGGGGUUAGUGAGGAGGAAGCUAUGUCUGUUGCUGAUAUGGAAUAUCGGGCUGAGAGGAAAGCAAAAAAGAAGGCAUAUGCUCGGCUGAAGCAAAUUGCAAGGCUUCAAGGAAAGAGACCCCCUCCAAAUCCUUAUCCGAGUGCUAUCAAGGAGAUACAGGCUGAAGAAAGGCAGUUUGUUCGUGACCGUUUCAAUAAUCCCCAGACGUUGCAAAUUGUGAAUAAGCUGAGAAAGGACAGGGCUGCAGAGAUGAUGGACCGAAGAGGAGGCUUCUUUGGUUGAAGUUGGCUCGUCAAUUCAACGCUAGCGAGAUGGCUAUUCUUUUGUUGAGCUGAAUUUUACUUUAAUUUAGCUUCUAUGACUUUGGAUAUACAUCAAAUUUUGAGUGGAUCAGAAAAUAAAAUCAUAUGUUGACUCUAGCAAUAUGAAUAAUUGGAAUAUUCUUGUUAUGGAUUUCAGUUUUCUCCUCUGGACAA
Molecule: messenger RNA, 1058 nt
Organism: Sesamum indicum (sesame)
Lineage: Eukaryota; Viridiplantae; Streptophyta; Magnoliopsida; Lamiales; Pedaliaceae
Source: RefSeq, a predicted model, not a curated record